Molecule: messenger RNA, 2315 nt
Organism: [Candida] anglica
Lineage: Eukaryota; Fungi; Ascomycota; Pichiomycetes; Serinales; Debaryomycetaceae
Source: the annotation of a GenBank genome assembly
CUUUCAGGACAAAUAGAAAAAACCUGAACUAUUAUCUCAUAUUAAUCCCGUAAAUUCCAUUACGUCUUAAUAUAACUUACUGCAUCAGCAUCAACACUUUAUAAAUAAUGGCUAGCCUUAUCAAGAACAAGCUUCCUGGCUACAAUCCUCAGGCAACUACUAUUGAUUAUGAAGAACUCGAGGAGAAGUUUCAAAUCCAUAAAUAUUACCCAAAAUAUUUCCAUAACUAUGAUUAUUCAACACCUGUAAUCAAGGACUUGAUAGCCAAUAAGCCUAUUUAUUCUAAAGCAAACGAUCAUGUCAAGAGAUCUGCAGCUCGACAAGCGGUGUCAGAUUCACUUGAGGUUGAAAAGGGAAACAUCCCAUCAUGUAAAGAUCGUAGAAAGGAGAAGAGGAUGUUACACAAGGUUCUUAAGGAAGAGAAAAAGGAACUUAAAAAGGACCAAAGAGAAGAAAAGAAGGAGCUUCGUAAGGAACAUCGGGUAGAAAUGAAUACACUUCGUCAUGAUCAAGGAGUUAUAAAAAGGGGGAAUGAACCCGCCACUUCAGUUAAACUUUGCAAAGAUUGGGAUAAACCCUUAGCAGACCCGGUACCAGUAGAGAUUCCAGUAACCAACAAUAAUAAGGCCACUAAUCAUGUUCCAAUGAGAAACUCUACUGGUAGAUAUCCCGAUGAUACGGGGCUUCAAUUUAAAGAUCCUUUUGAUUCUGCAGCAACUUUGAUCCCCCACGAUUCAUUCACUCGUCGCAGUGUGAAGUCUCGUAAUAAUUCCAUUGCUACAAAGUUUAGAAGUCUUUUGAGAUCAGAAAAUAGUGACGGAUCAGGAUCCCCUACAAGAACAUCGUCCUUGGCAUUACAUACAUCGUCUUCAUACGAUCAAACUAGACUGAACAUGACCAAGAGCAGAACAAAAUCAUUAUUUAACAAAUUGAAAGUCAGUGAUGGCAGAAGACAAAGCGAACAAGUUGUAGAAGUUGUCACAGAAACCGUUAAUAAUGGACGUACUGGGGAACCAGAAACCAUACAAUACACCCAAUCUCAAAUGGUUGGUCAUGGUUCAUUUGGGGUUGUUUUUCAAACUCAAUUAGUCCCAUCAAAUGAAAUUGCAGCAAUAAAAAGAGUCUUACAAGAUAAAAGAUUUAAAAAUAGAGAACUUCAAAUUAUGAAAUUAGUUCACCAUAGAAAUAUUGUUGAUUUAAAACAUUAUUUUUAUACCAAUAAUGAAAAAAAUGAACUUUAUCUUAAUUUAAUUCUUGAAUUUGUUCCGGAAACAUUAUACAAGGCUCUGCAUUAUUAUGUUUCCAAAAGAUUACUGAUGCCUUCACUUGAAGUCAAGUUGUAUACUUAUCAAAUGUUGAGAGCUCUUAAUUACAUCCAUUCUCAAGGGAUUUGUCAUCGUGACAUUAAACCACAAAAUUUGUUAAUUGAUCCAACCAGUGGUGUAUUAAAGCUUUGUGAUUUUGGUUCUGCCAAAAUAUUAAACCCUAAUGAACCAAAUGUAUCAUAUAUCUGUUCUCGUUAUUAUAGAGCUCCUGAAUUGAUUUUUGGUGCUACCAACUAUACCACCAAGAUUGAUGUCUGGUCAGCAGGUUGUGUUAUGGCUGAAUUGAUUUUAGGACAACCACUUUUCCCAGGUGAACUGGGUAUUGAUCAAUUGGUUGAAAUUAUCAAGAUUCUUGGAACUCCAUCUCGAGAUCAAAUAAAAAACAUGAACCCAAACUAUGUUGAGUACACCUUCCCACAAAUUAAACCAAUCCCAUUAUCUAAGAUUUUUAGAAAAAUGUCAUCUGAUUGUAUUCAAUUUUUGAGCAGAGUUUUACAAUAUUCACCUGUUGAUAGAGUUUCAUGUAUUGAGGCAUUGUGUGAUCCAUACUUUGAUGAAUUGAGAAGUGAGGAAACAAAGCUACCAAAUUAUAGAAAGUUAUUUUCCCAACAACAAAACCAAAGCUAUAAUCAUAAUAACAGUUCAAAUUCUUAUUCUUCCAACGCAGCAAAUUAUCAAUUAUAUGAAUCACAACCUGAUUCAAGAGAAUUACCAGAAUUAUUUGAUUUUGAUGAUCGUGAAUUUUCAGUGAAUACGGAUUUAAAUCAUCAUUUAGUUCCAGAUUUUGCAUUGGGGAGAAUAAAUUUGAGAAGUGGGAAAAAAUCCUUAGAUGGAUUCAUUCCGUUGACUGCUGAAGAAUUAAAAGUAACUCUUGAUUAAGUGUAUGUAUAUUAUAUAUGUAUAACCUACCAAUCUCACCUGGUUGCACGUACUUUGUAAUAUUAUCAAGUACGAUGUUUACCCUUUACAUGUGAUGACGAAUAUAAAUAA